AAAAGCAGUUACUACUGGCUCAUAAAAUUCUGCUGUCCUUCAACUUCUGCUUUUUUCCCUGUACAAAAUAAUUGAAUUUUUAAAAGAUGAGGGGAAAGAUGGGAUAGAUCACAGAGCUUCCUCUCCGGACAUGGAUGAGAUGUACCUGAGGGAUCACCACCACCGCCACCAUCACCACCAGGAGAGCCGUCUCAACUCGGUCUCGUCCACGCAGGGCGACCUGGUGCAGAAGAUGCCGGGAGAGAGCCUCUCGCGGGCCGGCGCCAAGGCCGCGGGAGAGAGCACCAAGUACAAAAUCAAGAAGCAGCUGUCGGAGCAAGACCUGCAGCAGCUGCGGCUGAAGAUCAACGGCCGCGAGCGCAAGCGGAUGCACGACCUGAACCUCGCCAUGGACGGGCUGCGCGAGGUCAUGCCCUACGCGCACGGGCCCUCGGUGCGCAAGCUCUCCAAGAUCGCCACGCUCCUGCUGGCCAGAAACUACAUCCUCAUGCUCACCAGCUCCCUAGAGGAGAUGAAGAGGCUGGUUGGCGAGAUCUACGGGGGCCACCACUCGGCCUUCCACUGCGGGACCGUGGGCCACUCGGCCGGCCACCCUGCGCACGCGGCCAACGCGGUGCACCCGGUGCACCCCAUCCUGGGCGGCGCGCUCUCCACCGGCAACGCCUCGUCGCCGCUGUCCGCCGCCUCGCUGCCGGCCAUCGGCACCAUCCGGCCUCCCCACUCGCUGCUCAAGGCGCCCUCCACGCCGCCCGCUCUGCAGCUGGGCAGCGGCUUCCAGCACUGGGCCGGGCUGCCCUGUCCCUGCACCAUCUGCCAGAUGCCGCCGCCGCCGCACCUGUCCGCGCUCUCCACCGCCAACAUGGCCCGGCUGUCGGCCGAGUCCAAGGACUUUGACGCUUCUCACAGGGCACUGCGGUCUCGAGGCUGCGGAGGGGCCGGAGAGGCUGGGGGGCGGAGGAUGCAGAGGGGGUCCGCGCUCGCGGUGGUCCCCAGCCCCUCGCCUCAUCGCCCGUCUGCUGGGUGCAUGGCCGCGCCCGGCUGGGGGUCCCAAGGUCGGGGUCGAGUCCCGUAG
Carlito syrichta (Philippine tarsier) is the source of this 1072-nucleotide messenger RNA. RefSeq names its product oligodendrocyte transcription factor 3 (gene OLIG3). Lineage: Eukaryota; Metazoa; Chordata; Mammalia; Primates; Tarsiidae. The coding region runs from base 131 to 1072 and encodes 313 amino acids. The record is from RefSeq and is a predicted model, not a curated record. Gene Ontology annotation, molecular function: protein dimerization activity. The transcript has 3 exons.